AUGCUGAUCAAGUUUAAUACUGACUUACUAAUAACACUAUCAUGUUCUUAAAAAGAUGGAAAUAUUAUUCAUUCACUAUUCCAGAAGAUGGUUUCAAAACUAUAUUAGUUGAGACAUUCAAUUCUGAAUGAAUCAUUUACAAUAAGCUUUUAUGCAAAUUCUAAUUAUGCAGCUAGGAAACUCUAAUACACCUUUUAUUUUGAAUUUUCUCUGACUAUUGAGAAAAAAUAUUGAGCUGCAUUUGAAAUACCAUUCAAACCUUUGAGUUAUCAAUCCACUAUAAAUUGCUCAAUGUUUUGAAGCUGCUAAAAAAAGGCUGAUACAUAAGUGAUUCACUAAUUCUACAUGUACUGCAUAUGGGGUACAUGAUCUUUAAAUGACCAAUUUGUCUUCUUAUAUGUUAUUAAAACAAAUGGAAUGAUUGAUUAGUAUUUG
Messenger RNA from Paramecium pentaurelia, 435 nucleotides. Lineage: Eukaryota; Ciliophora; Oligohymenophorea; Peniculida; Parameciidae. The record is from the annotation of a GenBank genome assembly.